Molecule: messenger RNA, 2633 nt
Organism: Clupea harengus (Atlantic herring)
Lineage: Eukaryota; Metazoa; Chordata; Actinopteri; Clupeiformes; Clupeidae
Gene: lpar5a
Product: lysophosphatidic acid receptor 5a
Biological process (GO): behavioral response to pain; G protein-coupled receptor signaling pathway
Cellular component (GO): membrane
Molecular function (GO): G protein-coupled receptor activity
Source: RefSeq, a predicted model, not a curated record
UUUUGGAGGAUUCUUGUUGUUUUGCUGAGACCUACAUCUUCGGCAAUAUUCCUCGAUUUACCUCUGAACAUUGGCUUUGAUAUGGUUUUUGACUUUCUGGAUGACUGCUGCCAUACACACUGACCUAUGUGUGCUUCCAGCUUGUGUCUCGAAGCUUCCUUUGUCAUGAAGCAACAUUAGAACAUAAGCAACAACUACUAUUAGCAACAAUUAUUUUCUUUUUGCCUUCCAUGUUAGAAAUGAAGUAUACAGGAUAUUUUACUAACAUCUCAUCAAUGCAUGAGAUGUAGUGACUUGUUAACUGCCAUUUUCUGAGCUAGAUAUUUUCCUUCAAACUAAAAUGGUAUGGCAAACUCCUAGAGCAAGCUGAGAAGAUAAAUUCACACAAGAAAGUUUUAACAUUAAUUAUACCGUACUCUGUCCAAUACACUUUUGGUUAAAUUCAUUGAAUUUCUCCCUGUGGUCCUCUAGCUGUUUUUUGCACACACUGUGUGUUUGCUCACAGUCCAGGCUCAGUAACUGUGAAAUAAAUGAACUGGUCAGACUGAGCAAUACACUCCAGCCAAACAACAACACGGGCUCAGGAGCACUGAAGGUAAGGGUGUAUUUGAUUGGUUGUUGUGUUCAAACAUCAACAACCUUUCACUGCGCCUUUAGCAACAGUGAAUGAUGGAGGAGUGUCCAGCAGAUGGCGCCAUUGUGUAAGUAUAGGAAUUUUGUACUUACGUGUCAUGGAUUAAAAAUAAAAAGGUCGUUAAACUUGCUUUUUUUUUUUUUACCAAACUAGGUGCAGAACCAUUUUCUGUGUAGCAUUUUAAAAAUGAGAAGUAUUUAGUCUGUUUUAUCAUCAAAAAUAUGGGUAUGGGUUUAGACAGUUCCUGGAAGUUGUGGUAGAGUUUUAAUCUCUCUAUCUCUGCACGAAAUGUGUGCUAUUGGUCUGCACUUUAUAUUUCCUGUCAGUCAACACUGAGGGCAAUCAUCAAAGAAGCAAAGCAAAAAGCGGAAGAGUAACAUGAAGGACACAGACAUGUCUAAUGGCACUUGCAACAUAUCUCAUUUCAGGUAUCCACUCUUCACAGCAACUUACAGCUUGGUGUUGCUUGUGGGCCUGCCACUGAAUGCUUUCUCUCUGUGGACACUUGUCCGUCGACUGGGGCUGAGGUCAGUACCAGUUAUCUACAUGACGAACUUGGCACUGUCAGACCUGCUCUUCACACUUUCUCUGCCCUUGAGAAUCAUCUACUUUGCCAGGGGUAUGUGGCCCUUCAGUAAUGAAGCCUGCAUGAUUCCUGGGACGCUCUUCUCAGUGAACCUCUACUCCAGUUCCUUCUUCAUUACCUUCAUCAGUGUGGACCGUAUGCUGGCUGUGGUGUACCCUCUACGCUCACGCCCCUGGCGCACUGUGUCUGUGUCCUGGACAGCAAGUGUGGCGGUGUGGGUAGGCAUCAUUGGCCUGUCUGUUCCAGUGGCCUUAAACCACGGAGCCAACUGGGACGAGCACUGCUCUGUGCGCCGCUGCUUUGAGAACUACCCGGAAGCUGCGUGGCAGAAUGGUUUUAUCAUCCUAUGCAUACUAUCUGUGGCUGGGAUUUUCAUCCCUUUUGGAAUCAUCUUCAGCUGCACCAUUGCCAUCAUCAGGAAGCUAAGAGAUCAAGCUCCGUCCACCUCGGAGUCUACAUCUGAGACCAUGCUGAACAGGAGCAAGAUGGUGAGGCUGUUCCAGAUCAAUUUGUUCAUCUAUGCCGUAUGCUUUAUCCCUUUCCAUGUUGCCUUUGUUCUCUAUGGAUUGUACAAGCUGAAAUUUCUGGAGUACAACUUCUUUGACGUCCAGACUGUGACCAUGUGCUUGGCCAGCACCAACAGCUGCUUGGACCCACUCAUCUAUUACUUCGGCUCCAAAAGCAUUCAGAGAAAACGAGUGGACACGGCAGUGCUGAGAACGCUUGGAACAGGGAGCUGAGUUAGGACACGUGUUCUUCACCUAAAUACGUAAAGAAACUUUGAAUGAAUUUCACUGGGUAGGAUUUAUGUCACGCUUAAAACAAACUAUUAUUUAUCUCAAAGGUAGUUGUUCCUGUUAACUUGUGUAUGGUGUGCAAGAUACCAAAAAAACGUUAUAUAUUUUCUUCAUUGCAGCUUUCUUUGAGAGAAACAUUUCAGCCACGUAGUAAUGUCGUUGCAGUAACGUAAAACAACUAUGCAGUUUCUGACAUCUCAAACUCAGUGAACUUUUCCUGGUGUUGAAGUGUAUUAGCCUAUUGUAAAAAUCUAAUCUUUGUUCAUCAUGUGUUAUUCUAAUCUGCUUAAAUAAAAUACAGUAAAAAUAAAGUAAAAUACUUACCUGAAAUUCACUUAUUGUGUGAACCUUUGCGUGCACUAAAGAACAUCAUUCAAGCCUCAUCUAUUAAAACACUGCUCAUCUAAGUGUCAAACAUCAUCUAUUAAAACACUGCUCAUCUAAGUGUCAACCAUCAUCUAUUAAAACACUGCUCAAAAGGAAACAUUACUUUCAGUGGUUUAUUUCUAAGUAGCAAGAAUUUUACAAGCAGGUGGAACAAAAGAGAGACGACCAGUAAUAAAAAUAGGACUUUACAUUUCCUUUCACCCAUACCUUCAGCCCUAACUUUAGAGUC